This is a messenger RNA of Sodiomyces alkalinus F11, 2455 nucleotides long. RefSeq names its product nucleolar GTP-binding protein 1. Lineage: Eukaryota; Fungi; Ascomycota; Sordariomycetes; Glomerellales; Plectosphaerellaceae. The transcript has 9 exons. Gene Ontology annotation, molecular function: GTP binding; RNA binding; GTPase activity. The coding region runs from base 140 to 2116 and encodes 658 amino acids. Gene Ontology annotation, cellular component: nucleolus. Gene Ontology annotation, biological process: ribosomal large subunit biogenesis. The record is from RefSeq and is a predicted model, not a curated record.
UGGAUAGGAACUCUCCCUUCGCCAGCCGUACCCUCCCAGAUCUUUUGUUCACCGCCUAAGACGAAGCCCAACUUUUGCCCCUUCUCCGAUUCCCUCCUUACACGUUUGAGCUCGCGCCAGAGCUCGCCCGUUGCCCGUCAUGAAGACACAAUGGAAGGACAUCCCUGCAAUCCCCAAUCACCAACAGAUGACGGACAUUGUCCUAUCGUCGACCCAGAGGAAACUACCUACCCAGAUCCGCGCAGGGUUUAAGAUCAGCAGAAUCAGGGCAUUCUAUACCCGUAAGGUCAAAUUCACUCAAGAGACCUGCUCUGAGAAGCUGGGCGCCAUUGUCGAGGCUUUCCCUCGCCUCAACGAUAUUCAUCCCUUCUACAAGGACCUCAUGAACACGCUAUACGAUGCCGACCAUCUCAAGAUUGCCCUCGGCCAAGUGUCAACUGCGAAGACUCUCAUUGAGACUGUGUCUCGCGAUUACGUCCGUUUACUCAAGUACGCGGGCAGUCUUUUCCAAUGCAAGCAACUCAAACGAGCAGCCCUGGGUAGAAUGGUCACCAUUAUCAAGCGACUCAAGGACACCUUGCUGUAUCUUGAGGAGGUUCGCAUGCAUCUAGGUCGUCUUCCAUCUAUCCAGCCAAAUACGCGGACCUUGCUCGUCGCUGGUUUCCCCAACGUUGGCAAGAGUUCUUUCCUUCGCUCGGUCUCAAGAGCGGACACCGAAGUCCAGCCCUAUGCCUUCACAACUCGAAGCCUCUUCAUUGGGCACUUCGACUACAAGUAUCUGCGGUUCCAGUGCAUCGAUACUCCUGGAAUCUUGGACCACCCCCUGGAGGAGAUGUCGACUAUUGAGAUGCAGUCCAUCACGGCCAUUGCCCAUCUGCGGUGCGCCAUUAUGUAUUUCAUGGAUUUGAGCGAGCAAUGCGGUUAUUCCGUUCAGGCCCAGAUUAAUCUAUUCAACAGCAUCAAGCCGCUCUUCGCGAACAAGCUCGUUUUUAUCGUCAUCAACAAGAUCGACAUUGUCAAGCCCGAGGACCUCGACGCAGAGACACAGGAGCAACUGAACACCCUCCUGAAAGCUGGUGAUGUCGAGAUGUUGCAGCUGUCGUGCAGUACGCAGGAAGGCGUUCAGGACGUCAAGAACACUGUUUGCGAGCGGCUACUCGCCGAGCGCGUUUCAGAGAAGCUGAAGGCCGGCACUACCAACAAUGGUGCCAUUGGUGGUCGUCUGGCAGAAGUCAUGUCGCGCAUCCAUGUUGCCCAGCCGAUGGGCGCGCCGCUCCCGACGUUCAUUCCCGAGGCGGUGAAGAACCUCAAGAAAUACAACAAGGAGGAUCCGGACCGACCGAAGCUCUCGCGCGAUGUCGAAGCUGAAAAUGGUGGUGCGGGUGUCUUCAACGUCGACCUCCGAGCCGACUAUCUUCUCAAGAACCCCGAGUGGAAGUAUGACAAGGUGCCUGAGAUUUUCAACGGCAUGAACGUGGCCGACUUCAUCGACCCGGAGAUCGACGCCAAGCUCGCCGCGCUCGAGGAGGAGGAGGAGAGACUGGAGGCCGAAGGGUUCUACGACUCGGACGAAGAACUCGACGACGAGGAGGAGGCCACUAUCCUCUCCCAAGCCGAACACAUCCGCGAGAAGCACGCCCUCAUGCGCAACGAAGCCCGCAUGAAGAAGCGCCUCAAGAACCAGGCCAUCAUCCCCCGCAAGAAGGUCCGCAUUCCGCUCUCCAAGAUGGACGAUGCCCUCGACCAGCUCGGUGUCGACACCACGGACAUCGUGUCCCGGGCGCGUUCCCAGUCCCGGCCCAGAGGCCGCUCUCUCACCCGCAGCCGCGCCGGCACCGAGGACGCGGACGGCGAUGCGAUGGACCUCGACGCCACCCCGCGCGAACGCCUGCGGUCCAAGAGCCGUGCCCGUAGCAUGGGCCCGGCUACCAACCGUCGCGAUGAUGGUGUCCAGGACGAGACGGCGCGCAGCAAGGCUGACCGUAUGGCCAAGUUGGGCCAGCAGAAGAUGAACCGUAUGGCUCGCCAGGGUGAGGCGGAUCGCCACCAAACGGCGUCUCUUCAAAAGUGGUUGGUUGCCGGUAAGCGUGGCAUUGGCAAGAACCAGCGUCGUUAAACUGGCCAUGUUCCUAUCGCCUCUUGCGAAUGGUUUGGCCUGGUUUUCUCCUAUCAUAAGGUAGUCGCUUUCGUCAUCGUGUAGGGCAUUGUCUUUCGAGGCGUUUUGGCGCGAGGGGUGCCGUGAUUUCGUGAUCAGGGAAACUGCAAAAAAUACAAGAAACAGGACGUAUAUACCUAUCUAUCUGUCGACUUGAUGGAUACUUGGAGAGAUGUGGGCAUUUCACUCCAUGUAUGAUAUGUCCAUGGACAUGGAGGCAGGAUGCAAAGGUGGAAGAUUGAGUUCCUCUGGACCUAGAUACCGUCAAUGACUUAUAUGACCUACAUUAUUCCAUCCGCU